UGGAGGUUAGUUGUUCGAAAGCAUUUGGUUAAGUGGUAAGACUUCCCAUCUGAAUGCUAUGCUCCCGUUUCUAUCCCAUCGCAGUUCUACGUAACGCAGAGCUCACGGACAUCACGCACACAGCAAUUGCUUGUCGUUCUCUGCAGUGUUGAUGCCCAAAUAGCCGGGCUUUAACCGACAGCGGCUGAAUGUCAACUGUUUUUCUGUUGUGCUUGUACGUAAAAGGAGUUCCGAUAGGACGAGUUGUUUUUAAAAGCUAGUUGAGAGUGGGCGACAUUGCCAACACCGUCCUCAAACAAUUGACAGUCGCAUUUGACAAUUGCCGCCACUCGCAGUAUCGCGGCAGAAACGACGCCUGUGCGACUCGUAGUGCGACCAUGACGCAAAUCGAUCGCUUAAUCGCAUCAGCCAUUUGUUUCGUCGUCGCUUCCUUGUCCUUCCGCCCGGCCAAUGGUCUCUACUCUCAAACGGCUGAUACGAUCGUCAUCAAAGCAGGAGACGUGGCAGAGGACGUCCAAUUGCACGAGACCCAUUUACUCAGCGACGAUUUCAUUCACAUGAAGGAGAGCACUUGCCUGACCAAGGACGGUGACUUGGGAUUUUGCACGUCGUUCCGCUCUUGUUACCCAGGUACGAAACGGACCCAGUUGACCUACGCCGAAAUGAAGGCCAUUGCCCUUCGCGGCACUUGCCAAUACUUGCGAGAAGACGACGGACAAAAGGCCAACGGCAUCUGUUGCCCGAAAGAUUACAGCGAUGAUUACGACGACUACGGUCUGGAUCUAGACAAUUUCUACCAAUCCGUUGCGCCGCCCAUACCAGUUUUCCCCUUCGAAGCCCAACCACCCAAUCCCAAUGUCCCACCAUGGUUGCACCCAUCUUACGGACUGCAAGACAUCAAAACCACAUCGAUGGAAUCCGAGGAAGAAUUCGAAGAGAUUGAUACCCUACGACAAUCGCUUAUUUGCGGUGCUGGACCAUCGAAAGGUUUAGAUCCAGAGAUGCACAGAGUCGUAGGAGGAACUGAUGCCGCCAAGAAUUCGUGGCCUUUUAUGGCGGCCCUCAGAUUCAGUGGCAAAUUUCUAUGCGCUGGAUCCUUAAUUUCACCGACAAAAAUCCUCACGGCUGCCCAUUGCGUGUCCGCCUUAAUUGGUCUUAGACGUCGGCUGACUGUUGACCUCGGCAUGCACAACCUGAACCCUAGCGACGCUCAAGAGACUAGAAAAGUCCGUCGAAUCAAAAUAUUUUGGGGAUACAACAUGAGGACAAAAUUUAAUAACGACAUUGCCAUUUUAACGAUGGCAUCGGCCGUGAAUUUCACGUCGACCAUAUCGCCCGUCUGUUUGCCGCCAAUGGGGACCAGAGAAAGAUAUUCAGAGAAAGCGGCGGCAGUCAUCGGAUGGGGAUCGCUAGCUUACGAGGGUCACCCGCAGCCAAAAGUUUUACAGGAAGCUAUCCUUAAGGUCACGCCAAACUCAAAAUGCAAAGAAAGUUACAAGAAAGCUGGCUUUACAAUAGCUGAUGGCAGUAUGAUAUGCGCUGCUGCUCCUGGUAGAGACGCUUGCAGAGGUGACAGUGGCGGUCCACUUAUUAUUCAAGCGACGCCAAAUUCCCGUUGGAUUCAGGUUGGCAUCGUCAGUUUCGGAAUAGGUUGCGCAAGAGCGGAAUAUCCGGGCGUUUUCACCAGAGUGUCAGCAUUCAGAUUCUGGAUUAGACUAGCGUCAGGGGUGUAACGAGAUUCACACUUCCAUGCAUUUAUAUGGGCUUUUUUUUUAAGCGACGACGAGGAAGAAAGCGAGACGAAGAAAAGAUCGCCGCCUGCUGUUCGGGGGAUCCGUAAUACCAACUAAACUUAUUUACCUGUCAUUUGACUGUUUCAUGAUUCGCAUUUCGUUCAUUGACUUGUUAAAUGUAUGAUUACACUGGUUACAACUUGAA
Molecule: messenger RNA, 1938 nt
Organism: Daphnia magna
Lineage: Eukaryota; Metazoa; Arthropoda; Branchiopoda; Diplostraca; Daphniidae
Product: trypsin alpha
Exons: 8
Coding region: 378-1733 (451 amino acids)
Biological process (GO): proteolysis
Molecular function (GO): serine-type endopeptidase activity
Source: RefSeq, a predicted model, not a curated record